AUGGCGCAAGUAAUAUGCAAAGGUGAUAUUAUUAAUGGUCUUAAAAUAUUGAUUAGGCAAGAAAGCCAGUCUGCUCAUUCUAUGCAUUGCUUCUCUCAUCAGCUUCAACUAAAUCUAGUUGCAGUUUCUAAAAUAUGUGUUGAAGUGGGAAAACUUGUAGUAUUGGUUUCAAAUAUUUUGAUGGGCUUGCAUCAAGAACUUGGUCUUGCUAGAUCUGGUGAUACUUAUUGGGGAUCUCACUAUAAAUCUUUUAGUAACUUUAUUCUUAUGUUUGGCUCUAUUCUUGAUGUUCUUGAGUCACUUGUUCUCGUUGCACAUUCUUCGGAUGAAAGGGCUAAGGCAAAGGGAUAUCUCAGAACUUGUCAAACAAUUGAGGAUGUAUUCAUGUUGCAUUUGAUGAGAAAUGUUUUAGGCAUCACAAAUGAGCUUAAUAAAUGCUUAGAGAAAAAGGAACAAGAUAUCACAAACGCCAAGCUACUUGUUGAACUAUCUGUAUUUUGUAUCGAAUAUGAAAAGAUACCUAACUUUGAUGAGUUAUCUGUAUUUUGUAUCGAAUAUGAAAAGAUACCUAACUUUGAUGAGUCAUAUGUUAGCUCUUUAAGAUCACGACGUAAACAUGUUGAUUAUACAAUCUCACAUCAUUAUCGUCUUGAAGUGUUUCACAAAAUUACUGAUUGGCAACUUCAAGAAUUUGAUAAUCCUUUUGGCGAAGUGGCAAUUGAUUUGCUUCAUGGAAUUGCUUGUAUGGUUGCUCUUGACAAUAAGCUUGCAAGUUACAUUGUUGAUGUUCGUGAUGUUAAUGAAAGGUUCUCUAAUCUAAAUCGGUUUUGUAAUCUUUCAAAAAGAUUAGUUCAGACAAAGAAGCAUUCAAGUUAUCCUUUUGUAUUCUGCUUAAAACUUUCUUUGCUUACACUAGUUGCCACUACAUCCGCUGAAAGAGCUUCUUCGGCAAUGAAAUUUACCAAUAAUUACUUGUGGAGUCGAAUGAGUGACGUAUCUUUUUAG
Lycium barbarum (goji berry) is the source of this 1005-nucleotide messenger RNA. RefSeq lists its product as uncharacterized. The record is from RefSeq and is a predicted model, not a curated record. The coding region runs from base 1 to 1005 and encodes 334 amino acids. Lineage: Eukaryota; Viridiplantae; Streptophyta; Magnoliopsida; Solanales; Solanaceae. The transcript is spliced from 4 exons.